GUAGACAAACGCACGCUUAAGGUAAAAGAGAGAGAGAGAGAGAGAGAAAGAUACCUUCUAGGCUUUUGUUGUUUUUCAUCUGCCUUGUUGUUCUGUGUUUUCUGAUUCUCUUCCUCGAUCGACAAUGUCUUCCUCGACCGAUAGUCCCACCCUGACGACCGAGACCACCCAGCUUUCACCCCAACCAGACACUGAAACAGCCCAACCCACCAAGAAAAUCACCCUCAAAAGCUCUGAUAACCAGAUCUUUGAAGUAGAAGAAGCUGUAGCCAUGGAAUUUGCGACUGUGAAAUCUUUCUUUGAAGACUCACCGUCAUCGACCGACACUGUGCCACUCCCUAAUGUGACGGCCAAGCCAUUGUCCCAAGUUAUUGAGUUCUGCAAGGAGCAAAUAAAGUUUAAAGCAAACCCAGAUGAAGCACAGAAGAAAAAGUACCAUUCGGAGUUUCUUAAAGAAAAGAGUGACAAAGAUCUGGUGGAUAUGAUUCCGGUGGCUAACUAUUUGGAGAUUAAAGAUUUGCUUGAUGUGCUUAACCAGGCUGUUGCUGAUAGGAUUGAGAACAAGAGUGUUGAAUAUGUGAGAGGCUUCUUUGGGAUUGACAGCGAUUUUACUGCUGAAGAAGAGGCUGCGCUUCGUCAAGAACAUGCUUGGGCUUAUGAAGGUGUUGAUGAGGACUAAUCAAUCGGAGUUUGCUUCUUUAUGAAAAAAGAUCAAAUAUUUAGACUUGUUUUGAACAAUUUUCAUUUUCAUUAGGGUUUUUGGUUUUAUUUGUAUAUGCAGGGUUUUAGAGAAAAAUAAGUAUGGAACGGAGAUGUGUGAUAUUGGUGCUUUUAAUGGAAUGGAUUAGGAUUUUGUUUUUGAUUAA
Populus nigra (black poplar) is the source of this 866-nucleotide messenger RNA. Its product is annotated as SKP1-like protein 14. Gene Ontology annotation, biological process: SCF-dependent proteasomal ubiquitin-dependent protein catabolic process. The record is from RefSeq and is a predicted model, not a curated record. The coding region runs from base 125 to 679 and encodes 184 amino acids. The transcript has a single exon. Gene Ontology annotation, molecular function: cullin family protein binding. Lineage: Eukaryota; Viridiplantae; Streptophyta; Magnoliopsida; Malpighiales; Salicaceae. Gene Ontology annotation, cellular component: cytoplasm; nucleus.